This is a messenger RNA of Anopheles maculipalpis, 635 nucleotides long. Its product is annotated as 40S ribosomal protein S10b-like. The coding region runs from base 136 to 609 and encodes 157 amino acids. The transcript has 3 exons. Gene Ontology annotation, molecular function: RNA binding; structural constituent of ribosome. The record is from RefSeq and is a predicted model, not a curated record. Gene Ontology annotation, cellular component: cytosolic small ribosomal subunit. Lineage: Eukaryota; Metazoa; Arthropoda; Insecta; Diptera; Culicidae.
GAAGCACUCGGUGCGUUUUCUUGCCAAUCCGUGCGUUUACACCGCGUUCGCUGUCAAAGCACUCGACUAACGGCCGUGCUUUCGUUCUUUCUCUUCCGGGCAGUGUACCGAACUGUAUUGUCACAUUUCGCCAAGAUGUUCAUGCCAAAAGCACAUCGAGUCGCCAUCUACGAGUACCUCUUCAAGGAGGGUGUGCUGGUCGCGCAGAAAGACUUCUACGCCCCGAAGCAUCCGGAGCUGGAGAACAUCCCGAACCUGCACGUCAUCAAGACGAUGCAGUCGCUCAAGUCGAAGAACUUCGUGAAGGAGCAGUUCGCCUGGCGCCACUACUACUGGUAUCUGACCAACGAGGGUAUCGAGUAUCUGCGUGCCUAUCUCCAUCUGCCGGCCGAAAUUGUGCCGUCGACGCUGAAGCGUGCGGCCCGUUCGGAACCACAGCGCGCCCGCACCCAGGCCGGUCCACGUCCGGAAGGUCCGAAGGCUGGCGAAGAUCGCCAGGCGUACCGGCGUAUGCAGCAGGCAGCACCGGCCGACAAGAAGGGUGACGUUGGUGUUGGUGCCGGCGAACUAGAAUACCGCGGAGGAUUCGGUCGUGGUAACCGUAUGUAAGGCGCGCGGGGGAAGGAUUCACAGCA